AUGGGGGAAAUUGUGGAGCUAAGAAAGCGUCGAAUCACCGAUUUUUUCAACAGCGCCGAACGACAUACAGAAACAAUCAAGAAAAAGCGAUUCUCAUUCGGCGACGCCGUCGAAAACUUGAAAUGUCCAAAGACGAAAAUAUUCGAUGAUGAAAAAACGCCAAAAGCCGGAAGACGAUCGUCGAAAAAAAUUUUGAGAGAGAAUGACAAAUCGCAAACGAUUUUGGAUUGCGGACAAAAGCAAAUCGGCAAUAUUGUUUGUCCGGAAUGUGAGCUGGUUUAUUGCGUUGAUGAUAUGGAGGAUUGCAAGCGGCAUUUGGCAUACCAUAACAGGACAAGCAGCAUAUACCCAUUUAUGGUCAAACCGGGUCUCAUGGCGAUUAUUGAAAAAUGUGCCCACAAAACAAUCAAUAAUCAUCGAAUAGUCCAUAUCGGGAAUAAAAGUCCGACGGUGCUCAAAUUGGCCGUCGAGCAAUGGCUGACGUUCGUCGACGAAGCGAUCGGCUAUUGCGCCGUCGACCAUAUUUGGGAGGAGAAAAAACGAAUUUAUGUGUGUUUGUCGAGAGAAAUGCCGAAAAACGAGGCGUUCGUCGCCGGCAUCGCCGUCAUCGAGAAAUUGACGGAGGCGAUUGAGGAACACACGAGGAAUGUGAUCAAACAGGAUUUGAACGGCGAUUGGAUAGUUGGCGUCGACCGAAUAUGGACGCACACGAAUUUGAGGCGAAAAGGCGUCGCGCGCGCUCUUCUCGACGCCGCCACGGCGUUCGAUCGAGCAAUGGAGCAUCGACGACGGCGGCUGAGGAUCGCCUUUUCCGAUUUGACGCGAGACGGCCAGGAAUUCGCGAAAAACUACGUCAAAAGCAGCUAUCCUGACGGCGACCAACUUUAUUUGUACGAUAUUUGA
Molecule: messenger RNA, 903 nt
Organism: Caenorhabditis bovis
Lineage: Eukaryota; Metazoa; Nematoda; Chromadorea; Rhabditida; Rhabditidae
Source: the annotation of a GenBank genome assembly